AUGGGUAUCACGAGCAAACCAUCAAACAUUGCGCUCUGGGGACCCGACGUCUCUGAGAUAACUACACUCGUCCACACGCUUAAGGCCGGCAAAUACACGCAAGGCAGCGCGUCUAUCCAUCCCUUCAACGAGGAAAUUACAGUCGGGGAGAAGACUUUCGUUGCCGCCAUCCCCAGUGGUAACGAAGGGGCUCGUCGUUCCCACCGCCAAUCCCUGACCGACUACGACAGCAUCGUCUAUGUAGUCGACCCCACCGACGCUGACUCCCUCUCCACGUCGAAAGAGGAGCUCAACCGCGUCCUCGCUGAUGAAGCCCUUACGAAACCCAUCCUCGUCUUAAUAUCCAAACCGGACGCCUCGGGCGUUGCCAACGAGGGAAGUCUAGUACAGGAAUUGGGGCUGGAACAGGCUGUUGAGAAAGCUGAUGGGCGCGUCGGCGUGUUCGCUUAUUCCCUCUCGCCGGAGAAGAGCAAAGGGUUCGAGGAAGGUUUCCGUUGGCUCUUGCAGUCGUUUUAA
Messenger RNA from Cyclocybe aegerita, 516 nucleotides. The record is from the annotation of a GenBank genome assembly. Lineage: Eukaryota; Fungi; Basidiomycota; Agaricomycetes; Agaricales; Hemipholiotaceae.